Messenger RNA from Nothobranchius furzeri (turquoise killifish), 2865 nucleotides. RefSeq names its product CDC42 effector protein (Rho GTPase binding) 4a (gene cdc42ep4a). Lineage: Eukaryota; Metazoa; Chordata; Actinopteri; Cyprinodontiformes; Nothobranchiidae. Gene Ontology annotation, biological process: positive regulation of actin filament polymerization; positive regulation of pseudopodium assembly; regulation of cell shape. Gene Ontology annotation, molecular function: small GTPase binding. Gene Ontology annotation, cellular component: membrane; cytoplasm. The record is from RefSeq and is a predicted model, not a curated record.
GUUCAUUUUUGUCUGAAACAUCAUGAAGUGGGUGAAACACCGGGCAUGGGUUUCCGCAUGUUUGAUUGCCUGCGUGAUGGCGUCAUCGCGGUCGGCUGCGUCUUUAAGGACACAUGGAAGGAGGGCGUGUUCACUCUCACCACAGCAGGAGGCUCUGUGAGUUCUCGUUUGUGAGGAUGCGGUGGCAGCAGCUGGUGUGAUUCUCCACCAGCACAAAGGCUGACACGAGCUCGAACUGCACCGACAGCAGAUCUGAGCCUGAGGUCUCCUACUUUACUGAACGCGCUUCCUUUGUUACCAUCGACCCGCUGGGGGCCCGGCAAGGAGCUGCAGCCGGCUUUAUGAAUGGAUGCUCAGUUCCCAAGCUGACUGCAGUUCAAGAGCGUUAGUAUUCCUUCCAAGGAGCUCACACCUAUUGUGGACUACCGCUACGUCUGAUCAGCCAUCAUGCCUAUCCUAAAACAGCUGGUGUCCUCUGCUCCAGCUAAGCGUCGCUCUCGUAUGGACCUGACCAGAGAGAUGAUUAGUGCCCCUCUAGGAGACUUUCGCCACACCAUGCAUGUAGGCCGCAGUGGUGAUGCCUUUGGAGAUACGUCCUUUCUAAGCACACGCUCCGGGGAGGCAUCACCUGAGACCACAUCCUUUCCUCGGUCUCCUCGGCCUGGUCUCUUGUCGCGUACCUUCAGGAGCAGCAAGCGCUCCCAGUCAGUGACCAGAGUGGACCAACAGGGAGAAAACGGCCUGAUGGUUCCUGGAGGAUCGCCCACUUUAGUCAAAAAUGCCAUGUCCCUGCCCUUUCUCAAUGAUGAAAACCGAGGAGAUGGCGCAGUUUCCAAGAGCUUGACAUCCAGUCCGUUUAAGCAACACGGGGAACUGGACGGUGCAGCUGCAGCCACAAACUUCCUGGAGGUGCAGGAGCAGAGCUUCGGUGAACUGACAGAGCUGCCGGAGAGCUCCACUCACUACGGAGGGGGAAUGAAGCAUGCCGAGUCUGUCAUGUCGUUCCAUGUUGACCUGGGACCAUCAAUGCUGGAUGACAUCUUGGAUGUGAUGGUGAAGGAGGAGGAUGAUCUUGGCUAUGAGGAAGGCAAGAACAGUGAGGGCCAUGCCUCACCAGCCAUCAGCACCCACAGUGAGGAAGAAGAUGGUGUAGAGGGGGAAACUACUGAGGAAGGGCACCAGCAGGUGAAGCUAAACAACGAUGCAGGAGGUCUGCAGCAGGCCUGCUCCAUCGAUCUGAGGGCUGAAGAUGGAGGGCCUCACACUCCAGAGAUCCGAGCCAAGCACCUGCAGCACCUGGACAGCUGCUCCAUGUCCAGUUCCGGUUCUGCUGCUUUGGAUGAGAAACCGAGCAUUCACUGCUACAUUGGAGAUGCAGACAGUGCCACGUUCAGCGCUCCCCCAGAAGAGGAGAGCAACUUCUCCUCCUUCUUGGAAGAUGAAGAUGAUGAGAUUCACGUAUAAACAGUUGGGUUCUAGAGGGAAUUUGUGUCCGUUUUCACUGAUUUCAGACUCUGUAGUGGGCUGCUCUUGGGGAGAAGAUGGGACUCUGGUGUGGGAACUCCUUUAGAAAGCACCCUGCUUGCGUCUGUGAACAUUGAGGCAAGUGAAAUGAAUUGGACGACACUUUCUGAGCAACAUUCCAGAAAUGAACAGAAUCUGCUGGUUAAAAACCAACUUUAGCAAAGAAGAACAUGUAACUAAUGCCCGGCUCAGCAUUUUUCUCCUGUUCUUCGUUUGGGUUAGGGUUGGGGUUUCACACCAGCUGUGGGGCGUCAUGCGGCCCGAGCCGCACAGAAGGCCCAGCCACAGGCACGUCUCCAGUGGGUGUGCUCUCGCUGUGGAGAGAGUGUGAGGCCCUUUCAUCAGACAAUAUUAUCACAGACCUAUCUGGCUCUCCUCUCUUUUUCUGACUUGUUACUCAGGGUUUCCAUGGCAACGCCCAUAGGUCGCCAUUUCCCAAAACUAAACCCAGACGUUCUGAUCUGUUAUCGUUUUACUGGAUUUCAGCUUUGUUAGAGGUGGUGCAUCUGGCUCAGUGUCGGUGUUAUGACAGCAGAACAGGUGAAUGGAUUACUAACCUGUGGUCAGUCUGCGUUCUAAUCUAAGUGAUUUACACAGACCGACUCCAUGACUUCUGCUUGUUUCUCAUAUUGGAACAGAAGAACCGUCUUUAACCACUUCCUUCCCUUUUUGUCUUUGGCUGCAACAUCUUAGCUAGACCAGAAAACGUGAUUUUCACUACAUAUGAGCAGGGCUGUAGAGAGAGAGUGUGUGUGUUGGCAGGUAAACUAUUAAUAUUUGUUGUUUGACUAAUGUUUUUAUCUUAAAAAGUGUGUGUGCUUGUGUGUGUGAAGCAGGGAUCAAGAUGAGGCCACAUCCAGCAUUAGAUGCAAGAGAAUUAAGGAAGGAUUUCUGUUUUUUGUACAAGUUGCACCGUCAUUGCAGCUCGACUCUGCCUCUUGCAUCAUUAAAUCCACGAGGCUUACGUGUGCUGAUUGAUUUCACUGCCUUAACUGAAACUGACAGAUGUGCCAAAUUAUCAUUUUCUUGCCAAAAGUCAUUUUAACUUGUGAAAACCACUUUAGAAGAGAGCCUGUCGAAUAGUUGUCACGCUUUUGUCUUUAUUUUAAUUGCUGUUAAAUGAAACUGAAUAUUUUGGCUCAACGGUUUAAAAGAACCAGUCAGGAGAGCGUUUGUGUAGCUGGAUAUGCGUCACUGACACACUACACGGUUUAAUCAGGUAGCCGUCAAACCUUUGGGUGAUCCUCGUGUGUUUAGAAUGCCUUACUGUUUUUGUGUAUCUGCGUUUUUUUCUGUAUUUGUAAAAUGAACCUAUAUUUUUCAAUAAAAGACUUACAAUUA